CAGCUGACUCCCAUCCGUGUGCUGUGUAGAUCAGCGGGCUGCGUCUCUCCUGCAGGAGGCGGAGUGAUGUUGUUGUCACCGCUGAAGCUGAUUGAACGCCGAUGGCCUCCGAUUUUCACGCCUGAAAAGAAGUGAUUUUUUUCGCAUCAUAUCACUGUACGCCGAUGCGAAGUUUAUGGGCGAUAAGGAAAAAAGAACAAGGAUCCUUAUGAAGGCGGAGACGACGAGGCGUCCGGACUGUGAGAUGUGUCCUCCAAGGACUCAGCUGUGCUUCUGCACCGAGUCUCUCCAGCGACCAACACAUCCAUGAAAAACCCCCAGCGGAUCUAGAUGGACGACCCCGACUGACCGGGACACUGGAGCUUUAGUUUCUUUGAGACAUAACUGUUAACUUGGCAACCAUGUCUGUCUCCACGGUUUUGGCAAAGGCACUGUUUGACAACACGGCAGAAAGCCCAGAGGAGCUGGCUUUCCGGAAGGGGGACAUCCUGAUGGUUCUUGAACAGGAGCAGAGUGGCGGUCCGGGCUGGUGGCUCUGCUCCCUGCAUGGCAGACAGGGCAUUGCUCCUGCCAACCGCCUUCGACUCCUCCAGACCGCCCCGCCCCCCGCUGAGGACUCUGUCUACCUGUCGCCUGCCCCCCCAUUGGCCCGGACUGCUGUCAGCGGUAGCGCAGAGGACAUAGAUGGAGUGUAUCGCUCUCCGCCAAGCGCGGGUGAGGGUCGAGGACCCGCCUCGAGGCCCGGGGAGCUCCGCAGAGUCGAGGGUGGGCGCCCUCGCUCGCACUCCAGCUCUGGCACACGGCCCAGACCUGACUGGGAUUUAGGGGUGGCGGGGCGACCCCGCUCCCCCUCUCUGAGAGGACGAGGCACAGACAUGACAGGAACACUUUAUCAGACUCCAGUGAGCCCCAUGCCGUCAGCAGCUCAGCAUGCCAGACAGCCGGGAGCCCUCAUGGCCUCAGAGUCGGUGUACCUCGCCCCUACUGGACUUCCGCGGGCUGCGGACGCACCAGAGGACUCUACAUAUCUAGUUCCUAGAGAAACACUAACAACAGGACACUCUGACGACUGUUACUUGGUGCCCAAAGGCACACCACUCGCAGGUGAGGAUGUUUACCAGUCCCCAACAGGAGGAGUUGUGGGAGCUGCUGUGUGCUCUAAUGGAGGACCACCUGGGACCCCCCAGCUGAAGGGGAACCAGGACACACCUGGGAUGUACCAAACACCCACUCCUGUGGGAGCCAGCCUUCACAGGACUUCAGCCACAGCUUUGGCCCAUCAGCACCCAUCUCCAUUAUCCCCUUCCCAAGCAUCUCCCAGACCUCUGAUCAAGGGAGUUUCAGCCAACCCCGCUGCUGCCAGGGGCAAACCCGGCCUGGGUUCUCACCGCGGGUCUCCUUUGCUGGUCAGAGCCGGGCAGGUCAGGGUUCCUGGGUCACCCAGUUUUGCCCGUAAACCUCCUCCACCGGCACCUCCAGUCAGGGGAGUCACCAGGAAAGAUGCACCACCAUCAUCAGCUGAUUCUGUCCCCAAACCCGCUGCUCAGGUCACUUCUGCAAGCCUGCAGCAAGAAGAGGACAAACAAAAGGGAAUUCCUCCGAGCAAGGAGGAAAGGAUGAAUAACGGUGUGGAGAAAAGCAACAAUAUGCGGAACAAAAAAGGAGAAAAUCAGGAUUACUCAGAAGCUGCUGACGAGCAGGUGUAUGACACCCCUCCCAGUGGCAGGUGGCAGCGUCCGGUCCCAUCUUCCCUCGGUGAUGAUGAUGGAAUCUAUGACACCCCUCGCAGUCUCCCACCACAAACUGACUCUGAGUCAGAGGUCUAUGAUGUCCCCACCAUCAAUCUAAACGUGUCCACAUCAGAUAUCCAGCCUGACGAAGUAGAUGACGAUGUAUACAGUGUUCCUACACUUCCCGGUGUGCCUCUGGGCCCAGGAGAGUCCAUCAGCAGCCUGUCUGAGGAUGCUGGGCAGCUCUACCGUGUCCCCGGGCCUGAGAAACGAGCCAGUCUAAACCGGAACUCUUCUGAGCCCGACUGUGGCAUCUACGACAUGCCUGCACUGACUGUGGAAGUCCUCCCUCACUCUCUGUCCUCCUCCUCCACCUCCACUCGCCGCCUCUCCGUUUCCAGUAACGGGUCAGGCGACAUGCAGUGGCGAGCCACGCUCUGCAGCCUGGUCCACUCGGUGCUGAGCGCGGCCUCGGGCUCGCCCUCCGCGCUCUCAUCUCGUGAUCUGGCCACUUCGCUGGCUGAGAUCCUGUCGACCUGGAAAGCCAGUCACUCAGAUGAUCCGCCGCCGCCUCUUCAGCAGGCCUGGGCUCGUCUGUCAGACCUCCUCCCGGCGCUGUCCGCCAUCGGCAGCGCUCCUCCGUCUGAAGGGCUGCUGACCCUGGUGCAGCGCUCCCUGGAGGAGAGCGCUCUGCUGCUGCAGGCUCAGGGCCGACCACGUCUGCCUUCCCAGGACUCGCUGUCCCGCAGGCCACUGCCCGCGCUCCCGGUGCCUGAUGGGAAGUCCUCAGGGGGCGGGAUGGGCUCCCGUAAAGGAAGCUGGAUCCAGGAGCGGCCCCUGCCCCCGACCCCUCAGCCUGCCUUCCCUUUGCCUCCCACUCUGUCCACUGUGACCCUGACAGUGGGGCCUGUGGACGGAGAAGAUGACCCCAGCAACGAGUACGCAGGAAUCGGCCUGACUCCCAUCCCGGCCCCCGUUCCCACUGGAGACAGUGUCGGAUACGUCAAGUUACAGGGUAAACCUGAGCCCCUUCCCAACGUCCUGGGAGAGAACGGACACACACAAACCAUCACCGCAGAGCCCACGUUGACCCCCUCCCCUCCACUCCCCGUGUCCCUCUCCCUGGAGGACUCGGAGCUGCUGUCCUUCUACUCGUCUCAGAGCCUCGCUCACCUCUCCUGCCUGGCGGACGCCAUCGACGUGCUCUUCAGCAGCGUGCAGGGGAACCAGCCGCCGCGCAUCUUUGUCGCCAGAGGGAAGAGUCUCAUCGUGACGGCGCACAAGCUGGUGUUCAUCGGGGACACGCUCUCACGCCUUCUCACCUCCGCCGACCUCCGGGCCAAGAUCACAACCUCAGGAGGACGACUCUGUCAGGCCUUGAAGUCGGUCGUCGUAGCAACAAAGGGCGCUGCACAAAACUACCCGUCAGUGUCGGCCACCCAGGAGAUGGUGGACCGCGUGGCCGAGCUCUCCCAGCAGGCAGCCGGCUUCUCCACUCUGCUGCAGCGCCUGGCAGAAAUAUCUUCAUGAUAUUUCGUAUCACUUGCGUAAAAAAAACAAAACUUUGUUUACACUACACAUAUAUUUUCUCUCUUUGAAAUGCCUUAUUUGUUGUUAGACUCUUUCAUUACCUUUGGUUUGAAUGGGAUGGGAGCGUUGGAGUGUUGAGCCUCGCUGCAGCUGUUUCGGAGGUUUCCACUCUUGGUUCUGUCCUCCAAGUGUGUGUUGGUUUGCCUUUGUUUAUAUACUGACCUCCGUGCUUUGAUGCCAGGCACACUUGUCUUUUUGAGUGUUAACUUAUUGAAUAUUUGAAGUCUCUCAGUGGCUUUGAGUGUCCGUGCGGACUGUUUAUCUUGGGAGCUUUGCUUUAUUAUGUUUGCCAUAUUUUCUUCCCUAACAUGAUAGCCAUUUUCCUUCCUUCCUUUAUUUAUUCAGCCAUCCCCCCUGUUCCAUAAAUAGCACAGAAGGAGGCCUUGCAUCCUGGUUCUGGCCUACUUUUUACUGUUAACCUGAAAGGCCUUUUGUGAUUAUCGUUCUGAAGCUGCUGAAGCGGCAAAUCGAGUGGUUUUGGGCUGGAAGAAAUGGAAUAGGGUGAGGAGAAGGACGUUUCCCGACUUCCAAUCUUAAUCUGUGCAAGUAUGUGUUGUGUUUGUGAAGUGCCCAUUUCCACUAGAAAGCAAGGACUUACUGCAGUACGGCUUGUAAUCCACUCAACGUGGACAACAAAAAACACGUCUCAGUCUUUGUUAAAGCAGGCGUACACACCUCGGGAGGAAAAACUAAAAUCCUGUCUGACAGAGAAAGAUAAUAUUUCAGAGUGAGUAAUGAUAGUUGUGUGACAAAUUGCCUAAUCCAGUUCUUUCCCACAGUCACAUGGUCGCCUGGCAACGGAUGAGGAACCUGUUGACCGAGCUCACCUGUCUCCACACGUCUCCUUAUGAUCUGCAUGCUUACCUUUCUUUGACUAUCUUUGUUUUUCAUGAUCAUUUCCCAUAACAUGCGUGUCCCCCAUCAACGGUGCUGCUUGGGUAGAAACUAAGGCUGGGUAUGAUGCAUAUUUCAUUCAUUAAUAAUGUAAAGCAUAGCAGUGGAACACAGUUAAAUGGAGUGAACAUCAGUUUCAUUAUAUAUUAAAGGGAUAGUUUGAAUUUUGGAGUAUGUGGGAUUGUUUGAGCUAUUUAUCCACAGUCAGUGUAUUACAGCAGUAAAUGUCUGGUGGCACACACACAGUUUGGAUAAAGCAGGAGGAAGUACCGGCGUGGAAGCUAAGUAAUGUAGCGCUGUGGACCGGGGCAGAGGCAAAACAUACUUUAGACGCCUAAAAAAUCAAUAUCAGUUUAAUGUAUGCUAGUUAUCCUAAGUACAUGUUCACCUCUUUGUCUUUCCAUCAGACAGCCCUACGUAAUUUUUAUGUCAGAGGAACUGAAGCCAUUAUCUUUGCUCUCUUGAAAGCCUCCAGACUCCACUUAUAAAAAUAGCUAUUUAACCUCACAGAUGUUGGUCUAUUGCUGCUUUGAUUGCUUAGUUCCUUUGUCAUUGUGUGGCUUUGGUGAGUCCAAACUAACUUUUUUUUAAACACCAAAGUCACAAAAUAAUGCAAACAAACUAACUGAUCUAUGCAGCAGUAGACCAGCAACUCCUGUGUUCUGCAAGCUAAAGUUACUGUUUUGUCAAUGGAGUCUGGUGGCUUUUAAUAGAGCAUAAACCGCUUCAGUUCUCUGUCAGCAUGCAAUUAAAAUAUUCUAAAUAUAGCGUACAUUUAAGCCCUAAACACCCUUGAUUUUUUUUAAAGGUGGCUGGAAUAUGUUUUGCUGCUGCCCCUGUUAAAGACGUCCAUCCCUUAACUUCUGUAUUAACCACCAUCUGUUGUAGGUAAUACUAUGAUUAUGAAUAAGUACCUCGUACAACCCAGUUAAAAAAAUCUGAACUAUCUCUUUAAUCAUUUUAAAAUGAUUCCACUAACUGUUGUGAUAUUCAUCUAACCAUGCAGCCCAGCUUUAGUAGAAACUGAAAUAAAGCACAGCACAUUUGUUUUAUUUAAAUGGGGGGAUUUUGCAUUUAAAUCCAACAAAGCACAUACAUGUUUUCCAUCUCAGACCUUUGUAUUGCAGUCUGACCUCUACCAUUAUCAUUUAUACCAGUUAUUAGAUUUAAUAUGUUGUGUUGCACACAAACGGCUCAGAAACAUGUUCAGUAUGAAGCUGUGGUGAAACAAAGUAGACUGGAAGUUGAAGAAUCAUGAUGCUUUUCAUAUUUAUACUAAAAAUCUUAACUCUACAAAGGUGCUCUACAAAGUUAGAUUUUAAUACCUGAAAGUGUUAGGAUCUUUCCUCUUUCAUCAGUCAUAUUGCUAAACCUUUAUAUUCAGGUGUUACUUUUCAGAACAAACCAGUAUCAGGGCAUUGCAUAAUCAUUUCUGAGCUGUGGCUCAUUUAAAAUCAGUUUUUGAGGAACAUUUUGGUUUUUUUUUACAUCUUUGCUGCAGUGCCACCUUGUGGAGGUUUUUUGAAGUAUACUUUAAGGAAUAUCUGCCUGGCAAACAGGCUCUAAUACUGUAUGUAUGAAGAGAGCAUGAACAGCAAGUAACCUUUAGCAGUAUGUUUAUUACUGUCAAUUUUUUUUGUUCUUUGCUUUCCAGUUUGCAUGGCUUUAAUUUGCUCAAACUUUAUAUAUGCACAUCCUUCACCACGGGGUGAUUUUACUGGGUAAGUUACGACAAAUAUGUUUUUUUUCCUUCUGAAAAAUAUGUUAAGUUACAGUUACAAAAUAUGGCUGUUUUUUCUUUUGUACAAGAAAGUUUUUUACACUAUGUGAACUCCUAUGAGUCUGUUAUCUAUCUGUGUUUGCUGAGGUAUAGAAGUACAAUAAUACACCUCUUUACUUUUAACACUACAUUGAUGUGUGUCUUGUAUUCCUGUUCAGAAUGCACAAAUACAUCUUUUGCAAUUAAACAAAUGUGUUUUGUAUUAUUGGUUGCAGUGUAAGUAUGUAAAAAAAAAAAAAAAAAGUUAUUUAAUGUAUGUGCAGGUUGUGGCAAAAAUAAUUGAUGGACUUGUCGAAGAAGAAAAAGAAAAGGAAAAAACACUUUAAAUAAAUCCUCUGGAGUCCAUGAAAGCACCAGCGGGUUACUUCUUCAUGAUGUCGCGACGUAAAAACAAAGCAACGUUGAGCUGAUGUCAACAUCCCUCAAAAGUUGUGGCUUGUAACUCUGUGCUAGUUUUGUCUGAUGAUGAUAGACAAAGUACAACCGGAAAUAAGGUCAAGUAUAUUUAGUCUAAAAAUAUAGAACUAGCA
Molecule: messenger RNA, 6524 nt
Organism: Centropristis striata (black sea bass)
Lineage: Eukaryota; Metazoa; Chordata; Actinopteri; Perciformes; Serranidae
Gene: efs
Product: embryonal Fyn-associated substrate
Exons: 8
Coding region: 402-3260 (952 amino acids)
Biological process (GO): cell migration; cell surface receptor protein tyrosine kinase signaling pathway
Cellular component (GO): plasma membrane; cytoplasm
Molecular function (GO): protein binding
Source: RefSeq, a predicted model, not a curated record